UGCAUCAUGAUCCUCCUCAUCAUCUUCCUCCUCCUCAUCGGCGGCAACGGCGAAACGCAGACUGCACUUCACAGCCGGGUGUCGUCACGCGACUUAAGCCUGUUAUGGACAACCGCGCGGGCCUCUGAGCUUCCAGGCAGGCACCAUGCCCACUGUGCUGUGCGGUGGCAGGGGGAAACUUUCCUUUGGCUUUUUGCUGCACCGAUGCUUGUUCUCUCAGGUAAUAAGAGGCCAACACAGCUGUGCCAAAGACAUUUGGGGGGACAUGACUCAGUCGUGGCCAUCCCAACAGGCCUUAGCAGGUGACCAGGGAAUCCUCUUCAACCCUACGGAUGGAACGCAGCCAACAACAGAACAGAGGCAAGGUCGGGGGGAUGCUCAGCCACGAAUGACCCAUCAUCCCCAUGUGGCGCCUCACAAGUCGAUGCUUGUUGACGAUUUAAGAUUAAGCAGUGAUGAGGAUGACGUACAAAAGGCAACUCAUGAAUCAGCUUCCUGGGAGGGACACAGACGGUCACGCAAAAAUGGCAGGAGGACGAGACAUUCCAGCUCAGACUCCUUGCAAUCCCACUCUACCGUGGAGUCGGUCAGCGGCAGCCUUCAUUCCCGGAGCUCCAGUCCAGCUGCUUGGCCCGCAGACGCACAGUCCCCAUGUAGCAGCAACAAGGAGACUGAUCCCUCCACAACUGCCCAGUGGCAAUUGGAUAAGUGGCUGAGGAAGUCCCACAAAAAGGCAGCUCAUAGUGACAAUUAUCCCACCCGUAGCAUUCCUGGAAACUCACCCUCUCCGCACACACUCCAAGCGCCGUCUCCGGCAAGAUGUUGGGACAGCAAUCAGGAAUACAGCCCUAGCCAGAGGCCCAUUCCCAGCCCGCAGUUGAGCUACAGGCCUGACAGCCCCUUGCUGAGUCUUGAUUACAGCUUCUGUCCGAGUCCGCUCCCCAGCACCUGCCCAAGUCCGAGCAAUAGCAGGUACAGUCCCAUAGUGAGUCCAGUUCCAAGUGCAUUUCCAAGUCCAUGCGGGAGUCCGACAGCGCAGCAUAGCCCAAACCCAAAUCAGAGAGGUCCUCAAUUAAGUCCCACUUUAUCUCCUUUGGGAGGUUACCACUACCCUGAGCUUCAAAGCGAUCUGUACCCAGCACCACCUCCCCACAGGACAAAAGUUAGGUCAAAGAUUGGCCCAUUGUCUAACUCUGACGCCAAAACCAAGCACACAAAUAGCACAGAGCUUCUCCCUCAUCAGCACAGGCCCAAGGCGAGGUCCACAGAAUACAGAGACCACAGACAAAACAAAUCCAAAGCCGUUUUAAACUGCAGUGAUAGUCACAGACCACAGAAGCAGUCCCAUUCAAUUACUAAAAAGUCAGCCAAUCACACAUCACAAUACGAGGAGAUCCACAGGAGCCGACCCAGCCGCAGCUCUGACCACAGGACUAGACCUCCGGUUCAACACCAUCUUCCAACUGGCCGUGAAAUCAGCGCCGGUCCAGGUCCGACCUCUAAAGCUGCCGGUAAUAAUCACUCCAGACCAGCUCCUAACCUGCAACCGUGGGCCAAGUCGAGUGCUGUUAAUGUGAAUUCUUGUAAAGCAUCACACAAGCAAACCCGGGCCAAGAAACGUGAGGUGGUCUACAGAGACGUUCCUCAGACCAAAGCUGAGGGGAGGAAAGACAUAAGGAGAGAGGACAGAAACAAGACAGAGGAAAGAAAGGAAGACAGGAGACUGGCGGAGGAGCAGCUCCUGAGACAUCGCUGGAUCCAGAGUUCUACAGAAGAGGAGGAAGAGGAGGUGAUCAUUGUAGAGAAGCAGCGGAGGCGUCCUCGGGAGAAACAACAAAUCCGUGAGUGCCAAACAAUCCAGUCCAAAGAGCGACACCUUCAUCAGGAUCAAGCGCAACCCCAAAGAAGAAUCGAGAAGCAGACAAAGCAGCGAGGCUCUUCAUCUUCACUCAGCCCUCUUGCUCAAGGAGAGUCCCCCUCAUCCUUUGCCUCGUCAAAUUCCGAUUCGGAAUAUCAGACACAAGUCGCCAAGGUUCCGGCAGACUCCACUUCACUCCAUAGACUCCGCAGGAAAUGCCAAAACAGCUCCGGUAGACCCUAUGCCAGUAAGUCCAGGGAAAAGACCUCCGAGAGCCCAGCCGCGGGGCAGCAGCGUAGGACCAAGCACCGACUCUACACUUUGGUCCCGUUCGGGCGAAGCGAGCAGACCGCAGCUCCUUCUCAACGUGGACUGAGAAACCUGGUGGUGCACAUAGACCUCUGUCUCCUCAAGAGGGUACCGGACUCCGCUGUUAAUUGUAACUUUAAAGCCACUAACUCUUCCUCCUCCUCCUCCUCUUCUUCUUCGAAGACAAAAGACAGGCAAACCAAGGCUAUGAAACAUCUGUGUAUGGCAGAUGCUGUCUCCAAAGACAGCAAAAGAAAACGCAAGUUGGAGAUUGGCGUCUCUUACAAAGAAAGCAAGAGGAACACGCCACAUGCGAAAGAUGUUACCGGUCGCACAGAAUCGUCAUCGCAUGUGGCCGAGCGCGGCGUUUCAACUGAGACCGUGCAUAAUGGAUAUUUGGAAGAGUACUUGGACAAUAAGCGGCCAUUAUCUCCCCUGUCGCCACUGUCUGACAGCCCAGAGACCAUCGAAGUCACAUCCAAAGCAAAAAAUGGCGAGGUUUAUCACAAGAACAGAGAUAAGAACAGAUUUUCAGCACUAAAGCCAAAAAAGGAGGUGGAUUGUGUAAAAGUGUCCAGAAAACUUUUGUCAGACUCCUGGUCCGCCGCAGGACACCGAUCAGCCGUGCCAAAUACAGAAACGCCUCACCACGCCGAGUACUACUUGCACGAAGCCAAAAGGAUGAAGCACCGUGCAGAUGCCAUGGUGGACAAGCUGGGCAAGGCUGUGAAUUACGUCGAUGCUGCUCUGUCAUUCAUGGAAUGUGGCAAAGCGAUGGAGGAAGGCCCACUGGAGGCAAAAUCCCCCUAUACCAUGUACGCGGAGACAGUGGAGCUUAUAAGGUACGCAAUGAGGCUAAAAAGCCACUCUGGUCCUGGAGCACGACAAGAAGACAAACAGCUGGCUGUGCUCUGCUUUCGAUGUCUCGCCCUCCUUUACUGGCAGAUGUUUCGUUUGAAAAAGGAUCAUGCACUGAAAUACUCCAAAGUACUGCUCGACUACUUUAAGACUUCUCCCAAAGUGCCUCUGAUGCCAUCUUGCUGGACUGACACCGGAAAGGAUACUGGAGGCCCUCCUCCUUCGCUCCUACCCGAUGCCACCAAACACAUCCAGCGGGGUUCACAUGGGGACAGUGCCUCCCCGUCACUUAUCAGCAUACCUCAACGUAUCCACCAGAUGGCGGCAAACCACCUCAACAUCACCAACAGUGUCCUGUAUAGCUACGAGUACUGGGAGGUUGCAGACAACCUGGCUAAGGAGAGUAAAGAGUUCUUCAACUACUUGAAUACUCUAUCUGGGCCAUUGACGCUUCACAGCAGCAUCGUUCAUGCAGUCCAGUACACCAGGCAAGCUCUUCAGUGGAUCCGCAUCAGUGCCAAACUGAACUAAUGAGGACAAGAUGCCCACUGUGUCACCAAGGACAGUGAGGAGAACUGUCUUCCUAUCAUUUAUGGAAACUAUAAUGCAGAAGUAGAACAAAAGUCUGUGAUUAUAUAAGAGGAGCAUGUUGGCUUCCUAGGACCGUUGGUUCCCCACCCUUGAACUAAAGAAAUCUGAACUGUGAACAUCUCUGCAGAGAUAGUAUUGAGCAUUGUUAGGACUUCUCCACUUCCUUCCUCAUUGAGUGAACCUGGAAAGAUGUGCAUCGUGAUCUGAAGCCUCAAAUCCUUUGUGACAUAAACAGGAUCCAGUCACUAUAAUGUCUACGAAUUGUUGCGUGGAGGCCUUUCAUAUGUGAUUGUUUUUCAAUAUAUACAAAACCGUUUCUACAAAUUUGCAUCGUGGACCAAUGAAGAUUUAAUAUCUUUUGUGUAUAUUUAAAUAUUUGUUCUAAUGUACAAUAUUUGUUGGACUUGUUUAAGCAAAACAAAUACAAAGAAAUUAACUGCGGCUCUCUCGCUGCAUAUAUUUAUGGUUACUUUUAUGCAAAAAAAUGAAAAAUACGGUUGUCGAUAUUGUGGGUCAUCAAAUCGGCAUCUUAAUAUACUUUAUAUUAACGUAUAAACCGUUAUGAGAGAUCUUUUUUUUAUUUCAUUUAUUUGUUUCAUAUUUUGUUUUUGUACCUUUUCUUAUGAAAUGCAUCUAACAGUGAUGAUAUCUGUGUUGAAUAAACUAAGGCCUUGA
Molecule: messenger RNA, 4291 nt
Organism: Hippocampus zosterae (dwarf seahorse)
Lineage: Eukaryota; Metazoa; Chordata; Actinopteri; Syngnathiformes; Syngnathidae
Gene: aff3
Product: AF4/FMR2 family, member 3
Exons: 19
Coding region: 146-3556 (1136 amino acids)
Biological process (GO): regulation of gene expression
Cellular component (GO): nucleus; super elongation complex
Source: RefSeq, a predicted model, not a curated record